This is a messenger RNA of Enterospora canceri, 2748 nucleotides long. NCBI's taxonomy places the organism in Eukaryota, Fungi, Microsporidia, Enterocytozoonidae. The record is from the annotation of a GenBank genome assembly.
AUGGACACCAUAAAAAUAAUACAACAUAACGUAGCACACUGGCAAACUAAUAAAAACACACUCACCAACAUAUACCAUACAAUAAAACCUGACAUCAUCUUAAUAAACAGCCACGGCUUAAAACCUAAUGAGCCACUAAAACUAUAUGGUUAUUCAACACACAAAAUUAACUCAAGUAACGAAAUUAAUGAUGGUAUUGCUAUAUUAAUUAAAUCAAAUAUUAAAUACAAAAUAAGUGAUGACUUUAUGACAGAUGUACUACAAGUAACAAUAGACACAAAUACAGGACCAAUAAAUAUUGCAACCACUUACCUCCCCCCAAGAAGACCUUAUCUUCCAUUCCCAGACAUCCAUAAAUUAACUUCAAACAACACUCCCACAUACAUAAUUGCAGACAUGAACGCUAAACACAAAACACUUGGUGACAAAUACAACAAUACCGUUGGCAAAGGAAUAACAAGAAUGAUUGACGAAAAUAAAUUAAUACAUUUAGGACCUGACUUCCCCACAUACAUAACACAUAACGCAGCUACUUCACCGGACAUCAUACUCACCAACAACAAAAUUUACCAUAAUCAUAUAAUAGAAGCUGGCCCGGUAACCUCAUCUGACCACAUUCCCAUUCUUUUCACCAUCACAGCACACGCAACAACAAAACCAACACCUCUAAAAUACAAUAUGAAGAAAGCAGAUUGGGAGAAAUUUAAAGAAGAAAUAGAGGGAAAAAUGGAGACAUUAGACACCCACCAUGCCACCAAUCAACAAGAAAUAGAGAAUGAUCUACAAAUAUGGUACAAAAUAAUAAAAACAGCAAUGAAUAACAAUAUCCCUCAAAACAAAAUUAAAAUAGAGCUUCAAUCAAUUCAAAAUUCAUAUUUAAAACAGCUGCAAUGGUAUGCCAAAAAUGUAUUAGACGAAGCAAAAUUAAUAGGCUGGAGUUAUGGGAAAUAUAUAACAUUCAAGUUAAUCAAACAAGAAAUUAUCAAAGAAAGCAAAAAACAAAGUAAUAAAAACUGGGAGAAAAAACUAAAUGAUCUUAAAGAAAGCUACAAAAACCCAAGGGAUUUUUGGCAGCAAAUUAAAAAAUUGAAAGGAAAUAAGACCAACACGUCACCCUACAUAAUACACAACAAUAUAAAACUUUACACAGAGGAGGAGAAGGAGGAAGUUUUCAGAGAAAUAUGGAGAGAGGUCUUUCACAUAAGCCCGGAGGAGAAUAGGCUAUUCGAUAGCGAAACUGAGUUAACAGUAAAUCAAUACAUUCUCCAAAACCAAGAACGUUUUAAACCUUGCGAGACAGCAGACCUCAACAGACUAAAUAACAAUUUAUGGCUGACUUCUGAAAUUUCAACUGAAGAGGUAAAAAAUACAAUUAAAACACUGAAAAACAAUACACCAGGCCUAAGUUCCAUCAACAAAAGUAUUUUAAUCAAUAUCCCCGAUCAAGCCCUAAAAAUAUACACCUCAUUAUUAAACACAUCACUAUCAAUGGGAUACUUCCCAAAAAUAUUCAAACACGCAAACAUAAAACUAAUUCCCAAACCCAACAAACCCACCACAGACCCAUCAAACUACCGCCCUAUUUCACUUCUCGAAGUACCUGGAAAAAUUUUUGAAAAAAUAAUUAAUAAAAGAAUAAGAGAAUACAUAGAGGAUAAAAAUAUUUUACCAGAAUGCCAACAUGGGUUUAGAAGUAAUAGAGGCACGGAAACAGCAAUAGCAAUCACGAUAGAAAAAAUAGCCCAAGCAUUGGCAAACAAAGAACAAUGCCAUGUAGUACUCCGUGAUGUAUCUAGGGCCUUCGAUAAAGUAUGGCACAAUGGGCUAAAAUAUAAAAUCAAAAAUAUCCAACUACCAGAAUUAAUAGUUAAAUUAUUGAGUUCCUUCCUAGAUAACAGAACAGCAUCCAUAUCCAUCAACAAUCACAAAGGGAAGGAAUUCAUAAUAAGAAGCGGUGUACCUCAAGGAAGUGCACUCUCACCAACAUUGUAUGCAUUAUACACUCAUGACAUACCAAAACCAUCAGCAAGAAACACAUAUAUACUAUACGCAGAUGACAUAACACAAAUAAUCACAUAUCAAGGCAAAGGAAGAGCAAUGAUGGCAACAAAAACAGCAAGUGAGAUCUUAAAAGUCAACAAAUACGAAAAUAAAUGGAAAAUAAAAACCAACACCAACAAAUUUAAAAUAAUACCACUAGCCACAUAUAAGAAUCAACCUGUUAAAAUAGAUAACGUAACAAUACCUUACUCCAAUGAAGGAUGCAUUCUAGGCUUACAUUUUAACACACAAGGAAUAAGAAAUCACAUAAGACAUCAAAAAAUCAAAGCCAAUAUAGCUCUUAACAACAUCAAAAGAUUUAAGGGAUUGCCUACCAACAUAAAAAUUCAUUUAGUAAAGGCUUGUAUUCUUCCCAUACUAAAUUACCCCUCAUAUCCUCUAAAUAGCCAAUCAAAAACAACAUUAAAAAUACUACAAAAAAUACAAAACAAAAGUCUAAGAUAUGCAUACAACGAAAAAUAUCCUUACGAAAGAAAUACAGAAGAAUUACACACUCUAGCAAAACUAAAACCGUUAAACGUAAUAAUACAAAAAAGAGGAAAUAAUAUAAAAGAGAAACUAAUCAAAGAAUUAAAAGAUAAAAAUUACAAAGAAAUUAUCCAAACACUAAACAAUAGAGAACACGGAUGGUUCCGAAAACCUAUACUACAAAUAAACAAAGGAAUACCAACACCCCUGUAUACAUAG